This is a messenger RNA of Beauveria bassiana ARSEF 2860, 1305 nucleotides long. Its product is annotated as tRNA nucleotidyltransferase. The record is from RefSeq and is a predicted model, not a curated record. Lineage: Eukaryota; Fungi; Ascomycota; Sordariomycetes; Hypocreales; Cordycipitaceae. Gene Ontology annotation, molecular function: RNA binding; ATP:3'-cytidine-cytidine-tRNA adenylyltransferase activity. The coding region runs from base 1 to 1305 and encodes 434 amino acids. The transcript has a single exon. Gene Ontology annotation, biological process: tRNA 3'-terminal CCA addition.
AUGAAGAAGAACGCAAACAUGUCCAAGAAACUGGAAACAGCUGGCGGGAGAUUGUUUGGCUUGGAUAUCGACCUGGUCAAUUUGCGCAAAGAGGUGUAUGACGGGCAGACUCGUAAUCCAGACAUGGAGUUUGGUACUGCCGAGGAAGAUGCAUUUCGCCGCGAUGCAACAGUGAAUGCAUUGUUUUAUCACUUGAAGAAACAGCAAGUUGUCGACCUCACUGGCCUCGGCCUCCAGGACUUGGAUGCGAAGAUAAUGAGAACGCCUCUCAAUCCCAUGCAGACUUUCAUGGAUGAUCCUCUCCGAGUUCUGCGCUUAAUACGGGUUGGAAGUAAGCUUGGCUUUUCUAUCGACCCUGAGGCGGCGUCGUGCAUGCGGAGCACACAGAUACGUCGGGCACUCGACACAAUCAUCACUCGCGACAGAGUUGGCGCUGAGCUGAUCAAGAUGAUGGCCAGUCCAACUCCAGAGAUGGCUUUCACAUAUAUCUUUGACUUGCACCUCUAUGCACCUAUUUUCAUUCGAUUGGAUGCAGAGCUACUUGAAGCACUCGCGCAACAGUUUCCUUUUCUGGGAGUCAACUCAUACUCUCCAUGGCCUACUACCUGGCCUCGAGCAUACGAGCUUCUCGCUCAUGUUCUGCACGACCAAAGCAACUUGUCACUUUUGAUAGCCGCCGACGGCAGCACAGACUCCCUUUGGACAAUGGCUGCGUAUAGCCCACUUGCGGGGUUACGACACAGAUUACUCAAGGAAACGGUACAAGAAGCAGCGGCCUCUAUCAAAACUACGGCAAAGAUAACACAGCUUCUCGAAAGCUCGUUGAAAAAUUUCGACUCCAUUGGCAAGGUUGUGGCAGACGUCACAUGUUCAAAUGAGAAUUGCUAUUCGCGCAGUGCAUGCGGCAUGGCUAUCCGCUCCUGGGGCGCAACUUGGACUACACAAGUCGCAUACGCCAUGCUAUCAGAAGCAGUAUAUGACGAUGCAGAGUACGAAACUAGAGGCGGUCAUGAUGCUGAAUGCUCUCGAGAUGCGCACGCUCGCAAAAUUGUGUUGGACAAGUAUUCAGCUUUUGCCGACUUUAUUAUCCGCCACAACUUGCAAAACGCGCAUUCUCUUCGCCCCUUGCUUAACGGAAGAGAGAUUCAAGAGUUGUUUGGUUUAAAAGAAGGCGGAAAAUAUCUCAAGAAUGUAAUGGAUAAGCUCGUGGAAUGGCAGUUUGACAAUGAGGAUGCCACCACGGAACAAUGCGAGGCGUGGCUAGUACAACAGCGAGACUGCCUUGGGGUGCCCCAAGCUGUCUAG